Molecule: messenger RNA, 3221 nt
Organism: Amblyraja radiata (thorny skate)
Lineage: Eukaryota; Metazoa; Chordata; Chondrichthyes; Rajiformes; Rajidae
Gene: trim36
Product: tripartite motif containing 36
Exons: 11
Coding region: 371-2596 (741 amino acids)
Biological process (GO): acrosome reaction; spindle organization
Cellular component (GO): acrosomal vesicle
Molecular function (GO): zinc ion binding; protein binding; ubiquitin-protein transferase activity
Source: RefSeq, a predicted model, not a curated record
GCUGGCAGCUUGGCUGUAACACGAGCAGGGCGGGUACCAGCGGAGAGAAGGCGGGCCGCCGGCCCUGGGAGACGGCAGAUCCCGCUGAAGCCGUCAGUCUCUAAUCUUCCGAGCGGUUUGUGGGUCCAUCCAGCCUGAUGCGGCGGUUCGCUCGGCCCCGACUCCACGCCGCGACUCGGACGCCGUGGGGCGGAGUUUGUGCAAAGUGAUUGGGACGGUGCAACCCAGGCCGAGCCCAAGGAUCCCAGCGAGGUCCCACCCCCGGCUCCUGCCCUCUGCCACCUGGCUGGAUAGGAUCCGCCAGGUCAUUGUGGGGAAGGAGAACACAUCUGCACAGGAGCGCUCAGCGAGCCGCCUUUAAACCCCGACCAUGUCCGAUUCAGAUGACAUAAGUGAGUUUGGCUUCAUCGUUGACAGGAUCUCUCGUGGUGAGGUUCCCAUUAAAAACAUUGAGCGGGAGCUGAUCUGCCCAUCCUGUAAGGAGCUCUUCACUCAUCCACUGAUCCUGCCCUGCCAGCACAGUGUCUGUCACAAAUGCGCCAAGGAACUGCUGUUCUCCAGAGAGGAUGCAAACAACGAUGUGGACUCGGAGUUCUCCAACCCAACCACUCCGGUCAGCAGCCCCAGAGCUCGCCGCCUCUCCUCCGCCAGUGUGGAGAGGCUCGACAGACUCACCCGGACAGCCUCACUGCGAAGGUCAUUCGGGAGAAAAGGCUGGAAACGAACUAUCCACAGUCAAGGAGUUACCACCUUCCCUUGUCCUAGCUGUAAACGUGACAUAGAUCUCGGAGAACGAGGCAUCAGUGGUCUGUUCCGAAACUUCACUUUGGAAGCGAUUGUAGAGAGAUACAGGCAGGCCGCCCGAGCUGCGGUGGCCAUCAUGUGCAACCUCUGCAAGUCACCGCCCAGCGAGGCUACAAAGAGUUGCAUGGACUGCAAAGCCAGCUACUGUAAUGAAUGCUUCAAACUUCAUCAUCCCUGGGGGACUCCAAAGGCUCAACAUGAGUAUGGCGGACCAACCACCAACUUCAGACCCAAGGUUUUGAUGUGUCCUGAGCAUGAAAUGGAAAAAGUGACCAUGUACUGCGAGGUGUGCAAGAGGCCCGUGUGUCACCUCUGUAAGCUUGGUGGAUCACAUGCUAACCACAAAGUCACUUCUAUGAGCAGUGCCUACAAAAUACUCAAGGAGAAGCUGUCUAAGAGUAUCGGUUACCUCAUCAGCAAAGAGGACCAAGUGAAAACUCAAAUCUUUCAACUGGAACACAUGAUUGACCAGACAGAGAGGAAUGGAGAGAAGUCAAGAAUGGACGCCACUAAUUUGAUGGACAAGCUGUGCAGCAUCUUGGAACAGCGCAAGCUGAAGUUUAUCAAGUCGAUUGAGGACAGCCGUACCUCAAAGCUGGAGAGAUUGCAAUGCCAAAUGGAUGAAUACCAGGGAAUGCUGGAAAAUAGUGGAUUGGUGGGUUAUGCACAAGAGGUUCUGAAGGAGACAGACCAAUCUUGCUUCGUUCAGACAGCAAAGCAGCUGCACACCAGGAUCCGAAUGGCCACUGAAUCUUUGAAAACUUUCCAGCCGGCUGCAGAACCUUCUUUCACAGAGUUCACUCUGGAUGCUUCCAGAGAGGAGGAACUGCUCAAAGAAUUGUCUUUCACAAAUGUUCCAGAUGCACCGAUUAUUGACCAGAAGCAGAGCUGGCUGUAUGACGAAGGAAUCAUCUGUUGGCAGCAGCCCGGAGGCACACCUCCUGCCGACCACUAUAAACUCGAGUACAGGAAACUUGACCAAGGUGGAGACUGUGUCUGGCAGACUACCGAGGAUGUGAGUGGAACAAGUAAAGUCAUAAGCAACCUCGACACCAACAGCAGCUACCUCUUCAGAGUGAUGGGGUGUAAGAAUUCUACUUACAGUGACUACAGUAAGGAAGUCACAUUCCGUACACCACCUGCUCCAAUUUUUAGGUUUUUAUUUGAUGAGAAUUGCGGCUACAACAGUGAUCACCUGAUUCUCAACAAACAAAGAGACUCUGUGGAGAGUGUGGCUGGGUUUCCUCUGCUGCUGGGUGCAGAGCGGAUUAUGGCCGGAAGUUACAUGUCUCUGGACUUCAUCACGGGAGACACGGGAAUAACAAAAGGGAAAUACUACUGGGCCUUCCGUGUGGAUGCAUCCUCCUACCUGGUGAAAGUUGGCGUGAUGUCCGAUGCCAAGCUGCAGGAGUGGUUUCACAGUCCACGGGAUAUCAACAGCCCCAGGUAUGAUCAUGACAGUGGUCACGACAGUGGGAGUGAAGAUAUUGCUUUGGAACACUCCCAACCUUUCACUUUUGUUACCAUAGGAAUGAGGAGGUUCUUCAUCCCAAAGAGUCCUUCCACUUCAUGCACAGACUCAUGUGACCGCUACCUAUCCAUGCCCAAUCAGAUUGGCAUUUGCUUGGACUAUGACAAAGGGAAAGUCAGCUUCCACAAUGGAGACAACAUGCAGUGUCUGUAUGAGAGGCGCGUGGAAUGUUCUGGAACAAUGUACCCGGCCUUUGGGCUAAUGGGAGGAGGGGGAGUACAUUUGGAGGAAUUAGUUAUAACGAAAGAUCUAGUUUCUUAAUUCUUGAUUGACGGGAGGCUUCUUUCCAUGAAUUUGAAAAAAGCUUUUAGGAAAAUGGUUUGUUUCCCCUGUUCGUGGCACUUUAAGGCAUGCAUUGCUUGUAAGAACCUGGCGACGUAAUUCAACAAGUGAUUGGUCCUCAGUACAAUUUGUGCAAUACACAUUCACUGAUUAGAUUGAAUUGUAGUGGGCAGCCUAAAGGGCCUGUCCCACUUGGCGAUUUUUUUCGGCGACUACCGGCGUCAUAUCAGUGUCGCCAAAAGAUUUUGAACAUUUCAAAAUCCAGCGGUGACAAAAAAAAUGUUGAGGCACUUGAAAAAACACCGUGCAUCCAUACAUCAUCACGCUGCAUCACACCGCGAAUUUCUCGUGACCUGAUACGUCAGUCAAUGAUGCCGGCAGUCGCCAAAAAAAUUGCCAAGUGGGACAGGCCCUUAAUGCUCUGUGAAUUCUUCACUUCCUUCUUCCCCUCUGCUUCACUUUGUUUUUGGUGCAAAUAGAAUCACACACCUUUACGAAAAGAAAAUAAUGCGACAGAAGUGUGUUAAUAAUCUUGUUAAUGUAUAUGAGGUAGCCACAAAUCACAGUUUGCUAUUUAAAGUUUUCAAAGUAAAAUGUUAAAUCC